Molecule: messenger RNA, 3863 nt
Organism: Scatophagus argus
Lineage: Eukaryota; Metazoa; Chordata; Actinopteri; Scatophagidae
Gene: cercam
Product: cerebral endothelial cell adhesion molecule
Exons: 12
Coding region: 197-1972 (591 amino acids)
Source: RefSeq, a predicted model, not a curated record
GUAGUCAUUUUACCCUCUCUCCUGACAGGGUUUGGAUUUAUUCUUGGAAAAAAAAAAAACGAGCCAGCUUGUACUAAAUGUGAAGUGGGAGGUUGGACGUUUUGGGAAUGCCCUUUUUUUUCUUGGACUGCUGACGCGUCCAGCGGUUACGUGCUAUGCUGAAGCACCGUGGACUCGUAUCCCCACCGCUUCCACCAUGUUAAUACAGUUUCUGGUUUUGGGGGCCUUGCUUUUCCAGGCGCAGUGUUACUUUUCGGAGGAAAGAUAUCCGGAGGAGUCGAAAAUGCAGCCUCCUACUGUGGUAAUCGCUAUCAUAGCCAGAAACAGUGCUCAUUCCCUGCCGUACUACCUCGGAGCUCUGGAGCGACUCAACUACCCCAAAGAUCGCAUCUCUGUGUGGGUCGCCACCGACCACAACUCGGACAACACAACGGCCAUACUGAAAGAGUGGCUUACUGUCAUGCAGAAAUUUUACCACUACAUCGAGUGGAGACCGAUGGACCAGCCAGCGUCCUAUGUGGGAGAGUUGGGUCCUAAGCAUUGGCCCAACAGCAGAUAUGAGUAUGUGAUGAAGCUAAAACAGGCGGCACUCAACUUUGCCAGGAAACGCUGGGCUGAUUACAUCCUGUAUGCUGACACGGACAACAUCCUCACCAACCCAGAUACUCUCAACCUGCUGAUAGCAGAGAACAAGUCUGUCAUCGCUCCCAUGCUGGACUCACAGGGCGCCUAUUCCAACUUCUGGUGUGGCAUCACUCCACAGGGAUAUUACCGUCGAACAGCAGAGUAUUUCCCCACCCGUCACCGACACAGACUGGGCUGCUUCCCCGUGCCCAUGGUCCACUCCACCGUGCUGCUGGAUUUAAGGAAGGAAGGCAUGAAGAACCUGGCAUUCUUCCCUCCUCACGAGGACUAUUCAUGGCCUUACGACGACAUCAUCGUGUUCGCCUUCUCCUGCCGGGCCACUGAGAUACAGAUGUACCUGUGUAACAAGGAGCGCUACGGCUACCUGAACGUCCCGGCCAAACCUCACCACACCUUGGAAGAUGAUCGCCUCAACUUUGUCCAUGUCCAUCUUGAGUCCAUGAUUUACGGUCCUCCAAUGCAGCCCUCACGCUACGUCCAUAUGUUUCCCAAACAGAGAGACCUCAUGGGCUUUGAUGAGAUAUAUCUGAUUAACCUGCGACGGCGUCCUGACCGUAGAGAGCGGAUGUUGUUCUCUCUGAAUGAGCUGGAGAUUGACGUUAAGGUGGUGGACGCUGUGGAUGGAAAUGCACUGAACAGCAGUGACAUUAAGAUCCUGGGUGUCGACCUCCUGCCAGGCUACUAUGACCCGUUCUCUGGACGCACUCUGACCAAAGGAGAGGUGGGCUGUUUCCUCAGCCACUUCUACAUCUGGAAGGAGAUAGUGGACAUGCAAAUGGAUAAGGCGCUGAUCUUUGAGGACGACGUUCGUUUCCAGGCCAACUUCAAACGUCGCCUCCUCAGACUGAUGGAGGAGGUGGAGCAGGUGGAGCUGGACUGGGACAUCAUAUACUUAGGCAGGAAGCAAGUGAAUCCCGGAAAGGAGGAACCUGUGGAAAAUGUUCGUAACUUAGUGAUGGCCGACUACUCGUAUUGGACUCUGUCCUACGCCAUCUCCCUGCAGGGAGCCCAGAAGCUGCUCAAUGCAGAGCCACUGUCCAAGAUGCUGCCUGUUGAUGAAUUCUUGCCCAUCAUGUAUGACAAACAUCCCAAUGAGGACUACAAGUCCCAUUUCCCCAACAGGAACUUACAAGCCUUCAGCACACACCCCCUUCUGGUCCAGCCUUGUCACUACGCUGGUGAGCCCCAGUGGGUGAGCGACACUGAGACGUCCACUCUGUGGGAUGAUGACUCUGUGCGCACCGAUUGGAGGGGUUCCCACAAGACCCUGAAAGGGUCUGCGCCGUCGCCCGACGUGCUGUCGGGUUCCUACAGGGAUGAACUUUAGCACGUAGCAGAAUUAGCCGUGGGGGAACCUGUAGGUCAAAAGACCAUGAGGUCAGAGAGACAGGCACCGAGAAAAGCAAGUGUUCUCAGACUUUAUGGAAAUUGGACUUCGGUUUUUGUUUUCAAAACAUGUUAGUGAGCGUAUGGCGCAAGAGGAUUUGUUUUUGGACAGACGGUAUAAGGGAUGAGGGUGUUAAUUGAGGCUAUUCGUAAAGCCUACAGUGGAUUAGCAAUUUAAAUGCUUGAACUUGCACGACAGAUUUUUCUCGAGAACAAUCCAUGCUUUUUUUUAGCUUCAGACAUUUUUAAGAUGGCAGUUUCUACAGUUUGUACGGCUGAUGUCUAGGCCAUUUUUGUUUGAAUGUAUGGCUGUGAAGGUGUGUGUGUGUGUGCUUGUGAUGACUCCAUGUUCAUAAUGCUAAUACGCAUCUUUUCAAAGGAAACCGAGGACUUUUACUCGUCAAUCUGUUGAGCGCCGACUUAGGCUCCAGUCGCUGCACUGUUCACAACUUCUGGCAAGACUGGACAAAGGCCUCAUGUUGUUAUUGCUAUUAUUUUCUUUUCUGCGUGUUGUUAUAUCUGUCUGUCUGUUUCUCCAUUUGUGCAUGUCUUCCAUCAGGUAUUUAGCACAAAGCUAGACUGACCCUAAUUCAUAUUUCCUUUGGCUUUAAAGCUGACGUACCUCAUGGUUUCUAGGGACAGUUUAAGACUUUCAUUGGUACCAGAUUGUAUUUUCUUAGUGAUUCUAACACUUUGAAUGUUUGCAUUUGAAUAACUUAAGCUUUUUCACAAUGUUUUUUUUUUCAUAUAAAAUCAUUAAUAGAUGAAAUAACAUAGACUCAUUAGACUACCUUUGACUCCAUGACUGUGUGUUAAUAUUUUUUUACAUUUAGCCACAAAAAUUGUAUUUAUACAAUAUUUAUUUAGGACUCCCAGUUGCCACCAGGUCAGCAUUUCCAGUUUGGCUUUUUAAUGUUUUUUUCAGAAAUAUCUGUGUUUUUAUUGACAUAAAAAUAAUAAAAUCUAGAUAAAACCUCAAAAUAUUUGAACUCCAGCUGAAGGCAUGUUCUACAUUCCUCUUGAGUAAUUACGCUUCCUAAAACCUUAAACAUGUUACUCAUGAUUUCAAUUUAAUCAUCUGUAAUCAGAAACAAAAUUUCUGUAUGUGAUUUCAGGCUGUUUGAACUGACAGCACAUACUGUAUUCUCGGUACUGUAAUACUGCCCAGACAUGCAACCAGUAAAUUUUGGGAGGGCUGAAAUAUUUGUAUAAAAUCACUCCAGCACCAUGAUGUGAACUCCACUCAUAAUUCAAAAAGGGUCAAUUUUGUCCAAAUGGUGUUAAGCAUUGGUCCAGUUUUUGCAGAGUGCUGCUGUCCUGUGAUGCAUCUAAUGUCAAACAACAUGUGUAGCAGAAGUCUGUAAAAGCCAUAUUCAAAACCCAGCCUUUAACAACCUUUCUGUAGCAUCACUGGGAUCCGUCUAAUGUGCUGACUGUCUGCACAUGGUUGCAAUGCAAGUAACUAAUGUUGUACUUCUGACGUCACUCGUGGGAUUAAAUUGCGAUGAUGGAGUUACACUAAACUUACAUUACAUUCGUCUGUCAUUGUGAACAUUUGUGAGCAGUUCAUGCAUUCGUUUCUUUCUGUUAUUGUGACUUUUCUUUCAUACGCCUUUAUUAAUUUAUUUGUUGAGUCUUUUUGAUGUGGUUGGCGGAUGAGUCACAUGACAUGAUGUAAAACAAGCAAUCAAAAUGCAGUGGCUUUUCGACCUAAAGCCUCUCUCCUUCUCUGUAUGUCUUUGAGCAAAAUAUCUGUAUUCAGAUGUUAUGAAACAGGAUGUUAGGACUGUAUAGCAAAUUUUUUAAACAUGAAUAAAUUUUUUUUAAAGUGA